AUGUCAUCCCCACCCAGCAGCUGGCAGGAUCGCCGCUUCAUGUUUCCAGCAGGCAAAGAAGUCCACCAGGGCAGUCGCCGCUACUCCCAGUCCAGCGGCAAGGACGAUGCAGGGAAUACUUCCGCCGCCGCCGCUUUUCCUCCUCCUCUACUACCUGACACCGACGCCACCAAUGCCGCCUCGACCACGGCCGAGUCCGGCAAAGUGCUGCCACGGUGGGACGGCGACCGACGCUUCAUGUUUCCCGCAGGCAAGGAGAUCCAUCAGCCUGCACGCCGUCUGUCCUCUUCCUCGAGCGCGUCGUCUUCUGGUGACAAGAAGGUCGAUGCUCCGACCAAGACCUCUGCUUCUCCGCCGAAGUCGUCCGGGGGAGGAGUUGCGGCCGCCAUUGCGGGAAGAAGAAGGUCUUCUGCCUCCUCUCAGGGUGGCAUGUUCGGCGGCCUCCUGUCCAACCGGAGCAGCGACACACAUGCCGAGCGACGACAGGGAUGGGAAGAAAUGAAGAAAUCUGAAGGGCUGGGAGGGUUCCUCAGUGGCUUGGUGAACAAGCCGGCUGACAAGAAAUAG
Molecule: messenger RNA, 567 nt
Organism: Capronia coronata CBS 617.96
Lineage: Eukaryota; Fungi; Ascomycota; Eurotiomycetes; Chaetothyriales; Herpotrichiellaceae
Exons: 2
Coding region: 1-567 (188 amino acids)
Source: RefSeq, a predicted model, not a curated record